UCGGGUAAUACGGCGGAAGUAAACAGUCCGGUUGUUGCUUAAUUCACAGCUUUACGCGAGGGCCUAUUCAAAACCCAAUAGUGUAUGAACAGUGUAAUAAACACUACUAAAUGUAGUAGUGAAACCUUACAUUAGAAAACGAUGUCAACAGCAAUGAACUUCGGAACCAAGACCUUCCGACAGCGUCCACCGGACAAAGGAGCGUUUCCCUUGGAUCAUUUCGGUGAAUGUAAAUCAUUUAAAGAGACAUAUAUGCGAUGCCUUAGAGACAACCAUUUUGACAGUUCGCAUUGUCGGGUAGAGACAAAGGAGUAUCUGGAGUGCAGGAUGGACAGACAGUUAAUGGCAAAGGAACCCUUUGAAAAACUUGGCUUUAAGGACUUGAUGGAGGAAUCAGACGAAGAAAAUAAAGCCAAACUCUGACAAAGUAUAAUUCGGGCUGAUGUUCACAUUUUGUUAAACAAACAAUGUGUUUGAGGGGACACAGGCAGUGUUCGAAUUGUGUUAAAGCUCUUGGGUUGCCCCCAUGCCCCCUUUAAAAAAUAAAAAAUAAAA
Messenger RNA from Sinocyclocheilus anshuiensis, 555 nucleotides. RefSeq names its product cytochrome c oxidase assembly factor COX19 (gene cox19). Gene Ontology annotation, biological process: mitochondrial respiratory chain complex IV assembly. Bases 142 to 423 code for a protein of 93 amino acids. The transcript has 3 exons. Gene Ontology annotation, cellular component: mitochondrial intermembrane space. The record is from RefSeq and is a predicted model, not a curated record. Lineage: Eukaryota; Metazoa; Chordata; Actinopteri; Cypriniformes; Cyprinidae.